Molecule: messenger RNA, 2694 nt
Organism: [Torrubiella] hemipterigena
Lineage: Eukaryota; Fungi; Ascomycota; Sordariomycetes; Hypocreales; Clavicipitaceae
Source: the annotation of a GenBank genome assembly
UGAUAGGCCGCCCUGCUCCCUGUGGCUUUCCCAGCCGCAUCCAACCAUCAUCAACCUUGCAGCUCUCUCGCUUUUUUUUCUUUUCGCUCGCCUUGUUAGCUAUUAGUGGGGGUUGUCUUCUUUGCUUUUCUACUUUCUGCCCAUUGCACGUCCAUCGGCUCGCUGACAACGUCGACCUCACUGCAUCACUUUUAACCCAAAGGCCAUCAAUUGAUCUGCGGGACGCGUCAGUCAGCAACGAUGCACUUCGGCAAGACCCUCCGCCAGGCCAUCUACGCGCCAUGGAAGGACAAGUACAUUGACUACAACAAGCUUCUGACGCUCCUGCGUGAAGACACCCAUGAGGAAGAGGCCGACAACUGGACCGAGGAGGACGAGAACCGAUUCUACGAUGAAAUCUUCAAUGUUCAAUUGGAAAAGGUGGCCAAGUUCCAGCAAGAGCAGGUCGACGCUCUCAAGGACAAGACAGAGGCCGCCUUUGCCAAGCUUAAGGAGUUGAUUCCUGCUCCCGCCGAGGGAUCAGCUCAGAGCGGCAUCCGUGCCGACGUCGAUGCCUCCAAGCUCAAGGAAUUGGAGGCUCGGCUCGACAAGAUCACCAAUGAUGUAAAGGAACUCAAGAAGUACAGCAGCAUCAACUACACUGGCUUCCUCAAGAUUGUCAAGAAGCACGACCGCAAGCGAGGCGAGCACUACCGUGUCCGUCCCAUGAUGCAGCACAGCCUGUCCCAGCGCCCCUUCAACUCGGAGCAAGGCUACUCUCCCCUCCUCACCAAGCUGUCCAUUAUGUACUUUGCUAUCCGCCAGCAGCUAGAGGGAGGCGACAAGCCCACUCCCCUCCUUGACCUGGAGAGCCCUGCUGAAAUCCUUAACGGCGAGCGAUAUACCGCUCACAAGUUCUGGGUCCACCCCGAUAACCUCCUCGAAGUUAAGACGCACAUCCUCCGCCACCUUCCUGCGCUGGUUUAUAGUGAUAUGGCUUCCAAGGAAUUGGAGGCAAAUGAGUCACCGGCCGUUACCUCCAUCUACUUUGAUAACAAGACCUUUGAACUCUACACGGACAAGAUAGACAGUCAAUCCGCUGCGUCUUCUCUCCGUCUUAGAUGGUACGGCCAACUCAAUGCCAGGCCAGAUGUAUUUGUCGAGCAAAAGGCUGUCGAGAAGUCCGGCGAAAGCCAAGAGUCCAAGUUCACGGUCAAGGAAAAGUACAUCAAGGCGUUCCUCGACGGCAAAUACUCCACCGAUAAGGCCGUUUCGAAGAUGGAGCGUCAGGCCCAAACUGCCGAUCGCAUCGAUAACUACAAGCAGACUGUUGGCAGGAUCCAGGGCUUCCAGCAAGAGAAGAAGCUGCAGCCUAUGCUCCGUGCCAACUAUGUCCGCACCGCUUAUCAGAACCCUUCCGAUGACCGCCUCCGCAUCUCUAUCGACACCAACCUCGCCUUUAUUCGUGAAGACGCUCUCGAUACUUCUCGACCUUGCCGCGACCCUAACGACUGGCACCGUGCUGACAUUGAUGAUGGCAACAUGUCAUAUCCUUUCCGCAACAUUAACCAGAGCGAAGUCUCCAAGUUCCCUUAUGCUGUUUUGGAGAUUAAGCUCAAGGAAGACGGAACCCGGAAGCGUCCUGCCUGGAUUGAAGAUCUUAUGACCUCCCAUCUCGUCCAUCCUUCUCCCCGCUUCUCAAAAUUCGUUCACGGCAUUGCUUCGCUGUUCGAAGACUACGUUAACAACCUUCCCUUCUGGCUCAGCGACCUGGAGACAGAUAUCCGUAAGGAUCCUCAGGCUGCUUUUGAGAAGGAGGAGAAGCGUCGUGCCCAACUGGCUGACGAUGCCCUUGCUGUUGGCAGUUUGGUCGGUACCGUCCCUAGCUCCUUCAAAAGCCCCGCCCAAAGCUCCCCUCUUAGCAAGUCCUACUUGGCCGAUCGUAUGAUGGCCGAGUCAUCGGCCAACAUGUCGCGCACGCCUGGUGGCAGAAACAGUCUUCUUGUUGGAGAUGAGGUUGGAGAAUCAAGCGGCCAAAACGGCGAUGAGCAGGUCAGAUCUAACGGACCUCUCUCGUCGGUGCUCCCCGGACUGUCACUCUCCAAGUACGCACGCGCUAAGCGAGCUCAAAACGCCCAGAAGACCCAGCAACUCCCUGAAGGCGUCGUCGAACCUAUCGAGUGGAUCAAAAACAGCGGCGAGUUGAAGAUUGAGCCCAAGGUCUGGCUUGCCAACGAGCGUACUUUCCUCAAGUGGCAGCACAUUUGCGUUCUCCAAGGUGCUCUCGCGCUUGGCCUGUACACUGCCGCUGGCGACAACACUCUGGGUCAGGUUAUGGGUAUCGUCUACAUCCUCAUUGCCGUCUUCGCGGGCGUCUGGGGUUACGCCAUGCUGCAGAAGCGCCGCACCAUGAUUAUGGAGCGCAGUGGCAAGGACUUUGACAACAUUGUCGGCCCUGUUGUUAUUAGCGUUGCUCUUAUGGUUGCAUUGAUUACCAACUUUACACUUCAGUACCGCGCCGCUUACAAGAAGAUGUACCCCGGUGUCCCCACCGAUGAUGAUCUUAUCAUGGAACUGAGAUGAGAGACAAUUCUCUGUCUCUGGAAAGUAGACUCACGAUGGGCUGCGCAGCAGCCGAUGUAGCCUUUUUGUAUAGAAUUUUUUGGAUGUCACUGGCGUACUCUGUUACUGAAUACAACUCGAUUGUUUUAUAAA